ACGUGCUUGUUAGCCCCCACUCCCCUUUUUUGUGUUUCCCUCACCGUCAAUCAAAAUAGAAAAAAAUCUACCCGAAUUCACCGAUCAACACAAGCCCGCCUUUGAUAAAAGAUAAUCAUGUUCGGAGUUUAGUUAAUCAGAUAAUCUUUCGAUUAUUACAAUUCACGAUAUGACUGGUACAUAACAUUUAACCAAUCGAAGCAUACAACCAACCGGUGAGUUUGUACGUAACAACCGAUAGCAAAGCAAGCUAGCUACGUCUUUUAAUCUUUUGCAGUAGACCUAUGCUAGGUAGUUAGCUAGUUAACAAAAGUAAACAUUCAAUCUGUGUCGAAAUCCGCCUUGAAACCUUGUCGCAAAGUUAGGGUUUGCCGUUUAUUCGUCAUCGACUGAAGUUUGUUAUCUCUUUGCAGCCUUUUAGGAGCGGAAAGCUGUGAGAAAAUUUGUGUUUUGCUCAGUUUUCCUAUCUCUCCAUGCUAGCGCCAGAGCAACAUUUGAAACAAGAGGAAAUGGCUACCGCGGACGUGGAAGGCGGUCAAAGCGAAUUCCUACAGCACGGCGGAGCCUCGGAAAACCAGGUACCCCAACAUUUUCUAUCUCGUAUUUCUUCUCCUCCGAGCUACUACUGUGUAAUGUUUUUAGCUAGCUAGAAGUUCACACGUUUUUAAAUGUUGCAGGGGGUGUAAAGCUAGUAUACUUCCGCCGCUGUGUUCCCCGCUAUAACGGCCACCCACUUUACCCCUCUAGAACCCGCCCAUAGUGGGUAGGACACAGCCCGUCACUUGGUCAGCUCGCCGAUAUUUAGCUCGUCUACCUGGGGCUAGGGGGGUACAGCGGGGAAAGGAGGGGCGAGUGGGGAAACUGAACUGAUAAUGUGGUAAUCUGUGCACCGAACUACGAAAUGUCUCCCCCACCCCCAUGUAGCGAUUACGUAUUUUGUCUAGCCAUACUAGCUGUAUUUGGUGGAUGAUAGAAGGGACUCUUCAAUGUUUUUUGUCUAGUGGUGGUGACUAGCUCUCGAAAACCCUUCUACCUAUGUAGGCUGUUCAGCUGUUACGUUCGCCCACAUUUGGCUCCAUGUGAACUAGAAUUCCGACGCUGUGUUUUAACAUUUAGAAACGUCAAUCAUUGCUUUCAAAGUGGUUUUCUAAACAUAUGCUGAUAUCCGCCUUAUCUUUCAUAUCAGCGGGAAAUAAUCUUUCAAAUAAAAAAUAUACUAACUGUAGCAGUUUUGCACAGAUCGACAAGAUGUGUGCCUCCAGUUGAUGAACUACUCUUCCUCCCCAGUUACGCAUACACAAGUGUUCUGAGCUCGCUAAUUAGCACAGGUGGCGGCCUAUGUUUUCUGUCUGUCUUUGUAAACAAGCGAUGUAACAUGGAGAGUGUGUAGUAUUUUGAGAUUUUGUUUUAAACAAAAACAAAUUCUUGCUGAUAUGAAAGAUACUGCACGUUCUUUAUGUUUCCAAAAAUGUACCGCAAGCUAUGCGUGUUAAUGUUUAGACUAGCAUAGGGGCUCUUAACAAAACUCUCCCGUCAGAAUAUGCUGUACUUUCGUCAAUAGGCGCUAAAGCAGUUUGCGUCUAUGAAUGGGGUAGGUGGUGACAUGCUUGAGGAAGUUUGGAUCCUUUCAUAUUGGACCUUGUGAAAUCAAACCACCUAGCUAAGCCAUAGACUGUAUAGCAGAUUCAGAAUUUAUCAUGUUGUUUUGACAUUUUUGUCUUAUUAAUUGAAAUGUCUUGAUACUACUGUAUUAUUGCUAGUCCAAUGUUGCAGAUACCUAUAAUAUAGGAUUGGAUAUCUAUUUUAACAAGAUCAGCUCCACAAUAAUUGUCUUGUCUACUGACACUGGAUUGUGAUAUCAAACCAUACUGCAUGUCAUUUUGCCCUAUUCACAGUGUGGAGCCUACACCCUGAUAUCUGUCUGUCUCAGUACCUCUCACUGUCACACUCUCGGAUAGGACAGAGAUGUCAUUUCCAAAUCAAUCUGUGGCUUCUUAUUCUUUGUGAACUACAAUGCAACAGCGUAAGACUUAUGACCAAUGCCAUCUGCAUAUCUGUAAAUAGAUCAACUGUUUGCAUUACUCAACAGUGACCAAACACUAAUCUGAAUAAUAAUCAAUGAAUAUGUGUCUUCUCUCUGUCAGACCACAGACAUGACAGCCAUCCAGCUAACAGGUUCAGACCGUUGGGAGUUGUUAACCCCGGUCUCUACAGGGAAGGAUGCGCAGCAGGGAGUCGUCCACAUUCCUAACUCUGGCAUGAUGACCUCUAACGGCCAGUAUGUUCUCCCUAUCGGGAACAUGGACAGUCAGCCCAUCUACGUCACAGCAUCUGGCAACGACGGCUCAGCCAACGGAGUGUCCAGCAUACAAUACCAGGUAGUGUACUGUACACACACACACACGCAGAUAUACUACAUGGCCAAAAGUAUGUGGACAUCCUUUCAAAUGAGUGGAUUUGGCUAUUUCAGCCACACUGGUUGCUGACAGGUGUAUAAAAUCGAGCGCACAGCCAUGCAAUCUCCAUAAACAAACAUUGGCAGUAGAAUGGCCCGUACUGAAGAGCUCAGUGACGUUCAAUGUGGCACCUUCAUAGGAUGCCACCUUUCCAACAGGUCAGUUCGUCACAUUUCUGCCCUGUUAGAACUGCGCCGGUCAUCUGUAAGUGCUGUUAUUGUGAUGUGGAAACGUCUAGGAGCAACAAACGUCUCAGCUGCGAAGUAGUAGGCCACACAAGCUCACAUAACGGGACCGCCGAGUGCUGAAGCACGUAGCUAGUAAAUAUCGUCGGUCCUCGGUCGCAACACUCACUACCGAGUUCCAAACUGCCUCUGGAAGCAACGUCAGCACAAUAACUGUUCUUCGGGCACUUCAUGAAAUGGAUUUCCAUGGCCAAGCAGCCUAAGAUCACCAUGCGCAAUUCCAAGUGUCGGCUGGAGUGGUGUAAAGCUUGCCGCCAUUAGACUCUUGAUCAGUGGAAACGCGUUCUCUUGAGUGAUGAAUCAAGCUUCAACCAUCUGGCAGUCCGUCGGACAAAUCUGGUUUUGGCGGAUGCCAGGAGAACGCUACCUGCCCGAAUGCAUAGUGCCAACUAAAGUUUGGUGGAGGAGGAAUUAUGGUCUGGGGCUGUUUUUCAUGGUUCGGGCUAGGCCCCUUAGUUCCAGUGAAGGGAAAUCUUAAUGCUACAGCAUACAAUGACAUUCUAGACGAUUCUGUGCUUCCAACUUUGUGGCAACAGUUUGGGGAAGGCCCUUUCCUGUUUCAGCAUGACAAUGCCCCGUGCACAAAGCGAGGUCCAUACAGAAAUGGUUUGUUGAGAUCGGUGUGGAAGAACUUGACUGGCCUGCACCGAGGCCUGACCUCAACCCCACUGAACACCUUUGGGAUGAAUUGGAACACUGACUGCGAGCCAGGCCUAAUUGCCUAACAUCAGUGCCUGACCUCACUAAUGUUCUAACAUCUAGUGGAAAGCCUUCCCAGAAGAGUGGAGGCUGUUAUAGCAGCAAAGGGGGGGGACCAACUCCAUAUGAAUGCCCAUGAUUUUGGAAUGAGAUGUUCAACGCGCAUGUGUCCACAUACUUUUGGCCAUGUAGUGUGUGUGUGUAUAUAUAUAUAUAUGUAUGUAUGUAUGUAUGUAUGUAUGUAUGUAUGUAUGUAUGUAUGUAUGUAUGUAUGUAUGUAUGUAUAUAUGUAUAUAUAUGUAUGUAUAUAUAUAUAUGUAUAUGUAUAUGUGUAUAUAUAUAUGUAUAUAUAUGUAUGUGUAUGUGUAAUAUAUAUGUAUAUGUACAGUUGAAGUCGGAAGGUUACAUACACUUCUGGAAGGCCAAAUACAUUUAAACUCAGUUUUUCACAGUUCCUGACAUUUUAAUCCUAGUAAAAAUUCCCUGUCUUAGGUCAGUUAGGAUCACCACUUUAUUUUAAGAAUGUGAAAUGUCAGAAUAAUUGUAGAGGGAAUUAUUUAUUUCAGCUUUUAUUUCUUUCAUCACAUUCCCAGUGUGUCAGAAGUUUACAUACACUCAAUUAGUAUUUGGUAGCAUUGCCUUUAAAUUGUUUAACUUGGGUCAAAUGUUUCGGGUAGCCUUCCACAAGCUUCCCACAAUAAGUUGGGUGAAUUUUUUGCCAUUCCUCCUGACAGAGCUGGUGUAACUGAGUCAGGUUUGUAGGCCUCCUUGCUCGCACACGCUUUUUCUAUAGGAUUGAGGUCAGGGCUUUGUGAUGGCCACUCCAAUACCUUGACUUUGUUGUCCUUAAACCAUUUUGCCACAACUUUGGAAGUAUGCUUGGGGUCAUUGUCCAUUUGGAAGACCCUUUUGCAACCAAGCUUUAACUUCCUGACUGAUGUCUUGAGAUGUUGCUUCAAUAUAUCCACAUAAUUUUCCUUCCUCAUGAUGCCAUCUAUUUUGUGAAGUGCACCAGACCCUCCUGCAGCAAAGCACCCCCACAGCAUGAUGCUGCCACCCCCGUGCUUCACGGUUGGGAUGGUGUUCUUCCGCUUGCAAGCCAUGCCCUUUUUCCUCCAAACAUAUCGAUGGUCAUUAUGGCCAAACAGUUAUAUUUUUGUUUCAUCAGACCAGAGGACAUUUCUCCAAAAAGUACAAUCUUUGUCCCCAUGUGCAGUUGCAAACCGUAGUCUGUACGUUAAUCUCUAGGAGACAGAUCGCAUCUCCUUCCUGAGCGGUAUGACGGCUGCGUGGUCCCAUGGUGUUUAUACUUGCAUACUAUUGUUUGUACAGCUGAACGUGGUACCUUCAGGCAUUUGGAAAUUGCUCCCAAGGAUGAACCAGACAUGUGGAGGUCUACAAUUUAAUUUCUGAGGUCUUGGCUGAUUUCUUUAGAUUUUCCCAUGAUGUCAAGCAAAGAGGCACUGAGUUUGAAGGUAGGCCUUGAAAUACAUCCACAGGUACACGUCCAAUUGACACAAAUGAUGUCAGUUAGCCUAUCAGAAGCUUCUAAAGCCAUGACAUCAUUUUCUGGAAAUUUCCAAGCUGUUUAAAGGCAUGGUCAACUUAGUGUAUGUAAACGUCUGACCCACUGGAAUUGUAAGACAGUGAAUUAUAAGUGAAAUAAUCUGUCUGUAAACAAUUGUUGUCAGUGCACAAAGUACAGUGAGGGGAAAAAGUAUUUGAUCCCCUGCUGAUUUUGUACGUUUGCCCACUGACAAAGACAUGAUCAGUCUAUAAUUUUAAUGGUAGGUUUAUUUGAACAGUGAGAGACAGAAUAACAACAACAAAAUCCAGAAAAAUGCAUGUCAAAAAUGUUAUAAAUUGAUUUGCAUUUUAAUGAGGGAAAUAAGUAUUUGACCCCUCUGCAAAACAUGACUUAGUACUUUGUGGCAAAACCCUUGUUGGCAAUCAGAGGUCAGACGUUUCUUGUAGUUGGCCAAAAGACAGCGAGUUGAGUUGAUGCCGAAGAGCUCAAUUUUGGUCUCGUCUGACCACAACACUUUCACCCAGUUCUCCUCUGAAUCAUUCAGAUGUUCAUUGGCAAAUUUCAGACUGGCCUGUAUAUGUGCUUUCUUGAGCAGGGGGACCUUGCGGGCGCUGCAGGAUUUCCGUCCUUCACGGCGUAGUGUGUUACCAAUUGUUUUCUUGGUGACUAUGGUCCCAGCUGCCUUGAGAUCAUUGACAAGAUCCUCCCGUGUAGUUCUGGGCUGAUUCCUCACCGUUCUCAUGAUCAUUGCAACUCCACGAGGUGAGAUCUUGCAUGGAGUCCCAUGCCGAGGGAGAUUGACAGGUCUUUUGUGUUUCUUCCAUUUGCGAAUAAUCACACCAACUGUUGUCACCUUCUCACCAAGCUGCUUGGCGAUGGUCUUGUAGCCCAUUCCAGCCUUGUGUAGGUCUACAAUCUUGUCCCUGACAUCCUUGGAGAGCUCUUUGGUCUUGGCCAUGGUGGAGAGUUUGGAAUCUGAUUGAUUGAUUGCUUCUGUGGACAGGUGUCUUUUAUACAGGUAACAAACUGAGAUUAGGAGCAGUCCCUUUAAGAGUGUGCUCCUAAUCUCAGCUCGUUACCUGUAUAAAAGACACCUGGGAGCCAGAAAUCUUUCUGAUUGAGAGGGGGUCAAAUACUUAUUUCCCUCAUUAAAAUGCAAAUCAAUUUAUAACAUUUUUGACAUGCGUUUUUCUGGAUUUUUUGGUUGUUAUUCUGUCUCUCACUGUUCAAAUAAACCUACCAUAAAAAUUAUAGACUGAUCAUUUCUUUGUCAGUGGGCAAACGUACAAAAUCAGCAGGGGAUCAAAUACUUUUUUCCCUCACUGUAGAUGUCCUAACCGACUUGCCAAAACUAUAGUUUGUUAACAAGAAAUGUGUUUUAAUGACUCCAACCUAAGUGUAUGUAAACUUCCGACUUCAACUGUAUAUAUGUAUGUAUGUAUGUAUGUAUGUAUGUAUGUGUGUAUAUAUAUAUAUAUAUAUAUAUGCACGUACACAUGCACUUGCACACACACCUCUGUUAGCGGAAUGUCCGGUACCAGGUCGAUUAUCAUGUUAAACCUUACACACAAUAUUCUCUACACACAAAUGCUGAAGUCUCUCUUCCAUGUCAUCCCUCAGAUCCACAACUCCGAUGGAACUCUGGCAGGCUUCUCUGCGCAGGGAUUGGACGAUGGCUCGGGCCAAAUCCAUCUCAUCCAGGACGGUAGCCACGGCAAUAUCGGAAUCAGCGUCGCCACGACGACAACCUCUGACCUCCUAACGCAGGCUGGGCAUAUGCAGCAGAUUCAGGGCUUGUCAUUGGCAGGGGGCACGGCCUAUAGCGGCGCGGUUCCCAUGGGGCUGUCGGGGGGAAACAUAACUUUCCUCCCUAUCAACAGCAUCGACCUCGAAUCGCUAGGGCUUGCCGGCGCUCAGACGGUUCCCAUAGCAACGACGACCGACGGUCAGCUGAUCAUGGGCAGCCAAGCGCUGGACGGGCAGGAAGGUGGUUCCAAACAGCUAGCGACGCUAGUUAGUGAGGCUAACGGUAACCCAGACCUCUACGUGCCAACAACCUCCUCCUCAUCAUCCCAGCUGCCUGAAACCAUCGACGGGACGGGGGUUCUGACCCAAGCUACUGCCGUGUCUGCCGGGGUUUCAGACCCAUCCUCAGAGAACUACAACUCCCACAACCACCUGCAGCAAAUACAGGUCAGUCCUAUGACAUAGAAUUCCAUAGGCUUAUUAACAGCGCCGUACACCACAUAUAACAGUCAUAUUUCAGUGAGCCAUGAUACAGGAAAAAAGUUACUAGUCUUGUUUAGCUUGUCUUCAGCAGGUCAUAUCAUAUUACGAUGGACACUGUUCUAAGAGCAUGGCUGAAAAAAGACCAUGCCUGAACUAAGUCUAUCUUUUAUCCAGGUGUCCACCUCUAAUGCCUCGUCCCUCUCCCAGCCCAUCCUCCAGCUGUCGGGGGACAACCAGGGGGACCAGGGACAGGAUCUAUCCCAGUCUGGGCAGACGCUCCAGAGCGUCCAACUAGUCAACCCGGGAACCUUCCUCAUCCAGGCCCAGACAGUCACUGCUUCAGGACAGAUACAGUGGCAGACCUUUCAGGUAGGUUGUGUGUGGGCGUGUGUGUAUAUCUGUUUGACUACCGUACGUAGGUGUGUGGGAUCAUACAUGUGUAACUCUUUCGAACUCUCUCUCUCAGGUCCAAGGUGUCCAGUCUCUGCAGGGCCUCCAGCUCCCCCAGGCCCAAGGGGGCCAGCAGCUGACUCUAGCCCCAGUCCAGGGCCUCUCUAUGGGGCAGGGAGGAUCCAUCACCCUGCCUAACCUCCAGACUGUUACAGUCAACUCUAUAGGACAGCCAGGGAUUCAAUACACACAGGGAGAGGAGGCCAGCAGUCCUGCAGGUAGGAACAUGCAUACAUACACACACACACACACACAUACAAACUCUCCAUCUUUCUCUUUCUUUCUUACUGUCUCACACUCCGUCUCUCACACACACACAUACACACAUUCUAACUCUCUCUCCCCAUAGACAUCCAGAUAAAGGAGGAGCCAGACUCUGAAGAGUGGCAGCUGAGUGGUGACUCCACCCUCAACCCCAGUGACCUCAACAACCUGCGUGUCCAGAUGGAUGACGAAGACAUGGACAUGUCCACCGGGGAGGGCAAGAGGCUGAGGAGAGUCGCCUGCACCUGUCCCAACUGUAAAGAGGCUGGAGGGAGGUGGGUUAGAAAGACAAGCACAAUAUAUUAACACAAAUAUAUAUAAAAAGGGUGGAUCCUAGGCUUUAGCUCAGUGGGUUAAUGUGGUCGAACCUGGUUAUAUACUCAGUAGGGUCAGUUUCAACCAUGACAAUUGAAAUUCAAAUGACUGCAAGAUGUUGACUUUGUGUGUGUGACCCCAACCCUCUCUCUCAUCACCCCUUCCCCCAGAGGGUCGAGUCUUGGUAAGAAGAAGCAGCAUAUCUGUCAUAUCGUGGGCUGUGGGAAAGUGUACGGUAAGACCUCUCACCUCAGGGCUCACCUUAGAUGGCACAGCGGAGAACGGCCCUUCGUCUGCAACUGGAUGUUCUGUGGCAAGCGGUUUACCAGGAGUGACGAGCUACAGAGACACAGACGGACACACACUGGUAGGAAUACACACGAACACCAUCUUCACUACAUAACACAACCUUAACCCUCACCACACUUAUUCUUUCAUCACUCUCUCUUUAUCUUCCUUUCAUCCCUCUUUCUCAUUCCAGGAGAGAAGAAGUUUGUGUGUGGAGAGUGUUCAAAGAGGUUCAUGCGUAGUGACCAUCUGGCCAAACAUAUAAAGACUCACCAGAACAAAAAAGGUGUGGCUUCCUCCUCAUUGUCUCCGCCCCCCAGCAACACCAUCAUCACCGCAGACGGAACCACCCUCAUCCUUCAAUCAGCUUCUGGCGCUCAUGACCUCCUAGGCAAUCAGGAGAUCCCUCUGCAGCUGGUCACCGUGGCGCCCGGUGAGGUCAUGGAAUGAGGGCGUGGCUUAUAGACUGGCCAAUAAACAGGGACCUUGUGGGCUUUUUUCUCCCCGUCCCCCCCUUUUUUUUAUAUAUAUGAAUAUAUAUACGUAAAUAUAUAUGACAAAUAUAUAUAUAUUUUAAGUAAGAGUUAUCAUGACUUUAUGUUAGUUAUUUGCAGUCUUUUUAUAGGCUGGCAAAACAAAUGACAUUCAAUGUGGUCACUAUAUACACACAAACGAAGACGCAUACACACACUCUCGCAAACAUGAAUACUCACACAAUGAAAUGCCUUAUUUUGUAUCAUACUCUGUUGUAUAAAAUGCUGGAGAUGCAUGUGUUUUUUAAGCUUUUGCAGAUCAUGUAAUUGUGUCUGUCAAUCAUAAUGAUGAUGGUUAGGAUGCAGGGAAUAGGAAAAGUGUAGUAGCCCUCUGUCUCUCUAGAGCAGGGUUUCCCAAACUCGGUC
Coregonus sp. 'balchen' is the source of this 9373-nucleotide messenger RNA. NCBI's taxonomy places the organism in Eukaryota, Metazoa, Chordata, Actinopteri, Salmoniformes, Salmonidae. The record is from the annotation of a GenBank genome assembly.